Emiliania huxleyi CCMP1516 is the source of this 2241-nucleotide messenger RNA. RefSeq lists its product as hypothetical. The transcript is spliced from 6 exons. Bases 1 to 2241 code for a protein of 746 amino acids. NCBI's taxonomy places the organism in Eukaryota, Haptophyta, Isochrysidales, Noelaerhabdaceae. The record is from RefSeq and is a predicted model, not a curated record.
AUGACGGCAAAGCUCAAGAUCCUCUUUGGCUUCUACCAGAUCUGCACCGUCCUGUCCUCCACCUACUCGGCGCGGCUGCCGGCCAAGUACACGGACUGGACGGAGAAGCUGGCCAACUUGAUCUCCAUCGACUGGUCUGGCUUGUUUCUGCCGGAGCAGUGCCUCGGCUACAACCUGCGACUCCUCGCCAUCGCUCUCUCCCCCGUCGCCCUCAUCGCACUGCUGAUGAUCGCGGGAAUAAGUCUGCGGCUCUGCCGCUGGCGUGCUGCCGCGGCGCCGCGGGAGAGAUCGUGGUACGCGGAGGUGGCCCUCGGCCUCCUCGACCUCACGCCGGCCGGCCUCGUGCUCAUCUUCUGCUUCGCCUACACCAUCUCUCCGCCGAACGACCGCCUGGAGCAGGUCUCCUACAUGCGGCAGGACGCGAGCGUCGAGUGCGGCUCCGACGAGCACGAGUCCAUCACCGAUCUCGCCACCGGUUUCAUCGUCCUCUGGCCCACCGGCUCGCUGGUCCUCUUCACGUCGCUCCUCGCCGCCUGCUACAAGCCGCUGCAGGCCAAGUCGCCGAACGAUCUGACGCGGGCCACUGCCUUCCUCCACCGGGAGUACGAGCAGACCUGGUACUGGUGGGAGGCGGUCGAGCUGGCGCGCAAGCUCGUGCUGACCGGUUUCGUGCUGCUGAUACCGGAGGAGAACGCCUUUAUUCGCCUGUUGGUGGCGACCCUCAUCUGCUCCUUCUACGCCGUCGUACUCGCCGUCGUGCGGCCCUACAAGCGGGUCGAGGACGACGUGCUCGCCGUCGCAACGAGCCUCGUGCUCCUCCUCCUCUUCCUCGGCACCAACUGGACCACCAUCUUCCUCGGCAUCGAGGAGCGGUACCAGGAAGCCAACCCCGCCGAUGUCCUCGGCUUCGGCAAGCUCAAUGCGAUCGUGGACACGAUGAUCGGCCUCGUCGCAGUCGUGCUCGUGUUCUUCUCAAUCGGCGCCAUCGUCGCCGCCCGCCGCGUCGCCAAGAUCCCCACGAUCCGACUCGUCUCGAACAAGCAGCCCCCCGAGCUGAGCAUCGGGAUGGGCCUCACGUGGCACCUCUUCAACAGCCACAUCUGGUCGACCGGUCAAGACGCCGUAAAAGUCAUCAAGGGUGAGCUCCUGCAGCUGCUGCCGGGCGUCAAGAUCUUUCUCGACGUCGAUGACCUAGAGGAUAUCGGGGCGCUCGAGGAGUACAUCCAGCGCUCGCAAGUCAUCCUCUUCUUCCUCUCGAGGGGCUACUUCCGCUCCAAGGCUCGCCUCUUCCUCCCACCCCGCCUCUACCGCACUCUGGCCUCACCUCCCGCCUCCCCCGCGCCUCAGAACUGCCUCCGCGAGAUCCGCUCGUCGCUCGAGAAGGACAAGCCGCUCGUCCUCGUCCAAGAAGCGGACCCUGACAAGGGCGGCGGGACGCUGCAGGCGCUGCGCGACGAGUGCCCCGAGGACCUGCAGCCCGACAUCUUUGACAAGGACUGGCCGCUCACGAUCUGGUAUCGCAUUGAAGAGUUUCAGCUCGCGGUGCUCCUCUGCUCGCCCGCCUAUCUGAACGAGGCCUCCCUCCCGCUCUGCGUGUCGGGCGAGCCCGAGAGCCAGCCGCUCGCCUUUUCCAAACCGUGCACGCUCUGGGCCUCGCCGGCCAACCCGGGGUCGCUGGAGCUGGCCAACGAUCUCGCCGCCGCCUUUGCCGGCCUCACCGUCUCCACCGUUGCGGACGUUGGCUCCUCUGCAUCAGCACGCCCCUCCACGGCACUUCGCGGGUUGGCACGCCGAUCGCGCCGCGCCGCCGAUGUGACCCACAUGCUGUUGUACCUCAAUCAGAAUACCUGGCUGGAGGAGGACGGCGAGCGGCUGGCCGAGCAGGUCAAGCAAGCGCGCGAGGACAAGCUGAAGAUCGUCAUGGCGCACGAGAACGACCCCGCGCUCGGCGGCUGCCAGUUCUCGCGCUUUUUCGAACUCGACUUUGCCUUUCGUGACGAGCAGGGCCGUCCCUGCCCGCAGGUUUCGCUCGUGCUUCUGGCAAAGAGCCUAGGCGCGACCCCCGCUCGGUCGCGGGCGGACCUCCUCGUUUCAGGCAGCGUCGCUGAGGGCAGCACCAGCCUCGCGAAGCGAAGCUUUGGCGGCCUCAGCCGGGUGUUCGCCAAGAUGAGCAGCCGCAGCUCUGCGGAGGCGCGCGACGUCUCUGCCGGCGAGGCGUCGUCGGUGCAGCGGCAGGUCUGA